Molecule: messenger RNA, 714 nt
Organism: Arctia plantaginis
Lineage: Eukaryota; Metazoa; Arthropoda; Insecta; Lepidoptera; Erebidae
Source: the annotation of a GenBank genome assembly
AUGUGUAAGUUUAAUUUCAUUUUGGUUAUCUGUACUUUGGGAAUAAAUGAUGUAACAGCUACGACAGAUGUUUGGGUUACAAGAGCACGAGUUGUGAAUCCUAUACCUUACUUCUCAGAAGUAAUGCAGCAAUUCGUUAAUGAAUUGGAAAAAAGGGAAUGGUGUAACUUGAAACUGAUAGACAUUAAUAGGAAUGUAAACACGUUCAUUGCUAAUUGGAACGUCACGGGAACAGUAACAUACACCAAUGGCUUUGUGGUGUCCAUCCAAGCCAUUGAUCUUCACCAAGUCAGAGGAACUGUCCAUAGAAGAAACAUAGACAAUAAAUUUUAUCCAACGGCGACUGUUAGCGGUCUUAUGUCAUUUCAUGAUGUAAAUAUUGGGUAUGACGUCAUCGCAAACCUGAGUGGUAUCGGAGAACAAAGAUAUACUGGGGAGAUAUUGAGUAACAAUAUUGCGUUCACAUUUUCUAUUAUUAAAGACUUGAUCAGCAAAGAGAUUACUGUGACGUCGUCAUUGAAUUUGAUAAGAGGACCACAAAUUCAAAUGGUAUACAGACCUGCUAACCAUGUUACUGAGGUGCUUUCUAGGGAUUUCCAAUCAUCUGAUAAUUGGAACGGUGUUAGAACCUGGGUACCAAAUUUCAUAUCAAUAAUAACUGAUAUUGCUAAAAAUAAGGUUGAUUUUCCAAAUAUUUGUUUCAACAACUGCUAA